Miniopterus natalensis is the source of this 3591-nucleotide messenger RNA. RefSeq names its product thrombospondin type 1 domain containing 4 (gene THSD4). Gene Ontology annotation, cellular component: extracellular matrix. NCBI's taxonomy places the organism in Eukaryota, Metazoa, Chordata, Mammalia, Chiroptera, Miniopteridae. Gene Ontology annotation, molecular function: metalloendopeptidase activity. Gene Ontology annotation, biological process: proteolysis; extracellular matrix organization. The record is from RefSeq and is a predicted model, not a curated record.
AUUACAUGAAGAGAUCAGCUUACCAGUUUUGUGCCGAGCAGAGGCUGCGCUCGGAGCUCCGGGUAGUACAGUGAGGGAGAGCAGAGAACAGCGCGGUGCCUAGCGGAACUCCAGGGCUGGAAUCCUGGGACACAAGUGCAUCUGCUAGCUGUUAGCACUUGGCAGACGGAGCUCUCCUCUAGGGUAGUUCUAACUUUGGGUAAUAAUGUUUGUCAGCUACCUGAUAUUAACAUUUCUCCACGUUCAAACAGCAGUGUUAGCAAGACCUGGGGGAGAGAGCAUCGGCUGUGACGACUACCUAGGCUCCGACAAAGUGGUGGACAAAUGCGGGGUGUGCGGAGGCGAUAACACAGGCUGUCAGGUUGUGUCGGGCGUGUUUAAGCACGCCCUCACCAGCCUGGGCUACCACCGCGUUGUUGAGAUUCCCCAAGGAGCCACAAAAAUCAACAUCACCGAGAUGCACAAGAGCAACAACUAUUUGGCCUUGCGAAGUCGCUCUGGCCGCUCUAUCAUCAACGGUAACUGGGCAAUUGACCGGCCUGGAAAAUACGAGGGCGGAGGAACGAUGUUCACCUACAAGCGUCCGAAUGAGAUUUCGAGCACUGCCGGAGAGUCCUUUCUGGCCGAAGGGCCCACUAAUGAGAUCUUGGAUGUCUAUAUGAUACACCAGCAGCCUAACCCAGGAGUCCACUAUGAGUACGUUAUCAUGGGGACCAAUGCCAUCAGCCCACAGGUGCCACCUCACAGGAGACCAGGGGAGCCCUUCCGCAGCCAGCUGCUCCCGGAGGCCAGGAGCCAGGAGGGCGAGGAGGGGCCGCAGGAGAAGGAAGACUUGCGCGGUGGGGCACCGGACAUAUUCACUUCGGAACCAGCUCAGACCUUCCCCGUCAGGCGUCCAGAUAGAUUUUCUUCCCACCGGCCGGGCAAUUUGGUGCCACCAGCACCACAGCCCCCACGACGAAGCCGAGAUCACAACUGGAAGCAGCUCGGGACAACGGAAUGCUCCACGACCUGUGGGAAAGGAUCGCAGUAUCCUAUUUUUCGCUGUGUGCACAGAAACACUCAUGAAGAGGUUCCUGAGAGCUACUGUGACUCCAGCAUGAAGCCAACCCCUGAGGAGGAGCCCUGCAACAUCUUCCCUUGCCCAGCCUUCUGGGACAUCGGGGAAUGGUCAGAGUGCAGCAAAACCUGCGGCCUGGGCAUGCAGCAUCGCCAGGUCCUGUGCCGCCAGGUGUACGCCAACCGCAGCCUGACCGUGCAGCCCUACCGCUGCCAGCACCUGGAGAAGCCCGAGACCACCAGCACCUGCCAGCUCAAGAUCUGCAGCGAGUGGCAGAUCCGGACGGACUGGACCUCGUGCUCAGUGCCCUGUGGAGUGGGGCAGAGGACCCGGGACGUGAAGUGUGUGAGCAACAUCGGGGACGUGGUUGAUGACGAGGAAUGCAACAUGAAGCUCCGGCCGAAUGACAUUGAGAACUGUGACAUGGGACCCUGUGCAAAGAGCUGGUUCCUCACCGAGUGGAGUGAGAGGUGCUCAGCGGAGUGCGGGGCUGGAGUGCGGACGCGCUCGGUGGUGUGCAUGACCAACCACGUCAGCAGCCUGCCUCUGGAGGGCUGUGGGAACAACCGGCCAGCAGAGGCCACCCCAUGUGACAACGGGCCCUGCACGGGCAAGGUGGAGUGGUUUGCUGGGAGCUGGAGUCAGUGCUCCAUAGAGUGUGGCAGUGGCACCCAGCAGAGGGAGGUGAUUUGCGUUAGGAAGAAUGCAGACACCUUUGAAGUGCUGGACCCCUACGAAUGCUCCUUCCUGGAGAGACCCCCCAGCCAGCAAUCCUGCCACCUGAAGCCUUGCGGGGCCAAAUGGUUUAACACAGAGUGGAGCAUGUGCUCCAAGAGCUGCCAGGGUGGCUUCCGGGUCCGCGAAGUUCGCUGUCUGUCAGAUGAUAUGACCCUAAGUAACCUCUGUGACCCUCAGCUGAAACCAGAAGAGAAAGAAUCGUGUAACCCUCAAGACUGUGUCCCUGAAGUCGAUGAAAGCUGCAAGGACAGGUACUACAACUGCAACGUGGUGGUGCAGGCCCGCCUCUGCGUCUACAACUACUACAAGACUGCCUGCUGUGCCUCCUGCACCCGUGUGGCCAACAGGCACCCGGGCUUCCUGGGGAACAGAUAACACCCCUGCACUCACCCACAGGGCAGAGCAGCAGCGGUCUGUAAGCAGGGUGACUGGCUGGCUGCUGUUCCACCCAGGCUUCCUGGCCUAGGGUGCUGCCAGCCAACUCGGUCACAGCCCCACCUUGGGUAAAGUGUACACGUGGUGCCCAGGAGCAGAGCAUUGCCAUAAACUGAUGACCCCUCCUUGGGAAACCUGGCAACCUCUAAGGGUGCUCUCUGAAAAUCAAACAUUGGGGUGUGCAUGUAGCUCUCAGCCAACCCCCCUCCUGGCACUUUCUAAGUCAGCAAUUAGCCCGGACUGGGUGCUGCCUCAUCCUGGGUGCUCUUGGUCUUUCCAAUAUCAGCACCCCCUGGAGAGUCAGAGGAGGCAGCGCCCCUACCCCAGGACCCCACGAACCCUGGCUGAAAUGCCAGCAUCCCUCUGUUACCUCAGCCCAGCUGUGCCUGUCUUCAUUCUCAAAGACAUUGGGUUUUUUUCCUGCCUCAUGACACAAAUAUCUCAUGUCAAUGUAGUGCUUUAUUGUUUCACAGGUAUAUUCACAGGUAUUAACUCAUUCAUUAGCAGCUCACAAUGCCCCAGAAGGGGAGGCAGGGAAUGAAUCACUGUCCCCAUUUUACUGACGAGGAAACUGAGACUCAUUGACCUGCCAGAUAUAUUCACCUUUCAGUGGCAGAGCUGAGUCCUGACCCCAAUCAUCUGACCACAAAACCCUCACCCCAGCGCCUGUCCGGAAGUCUUAGGUCUCCAGGAUGCAGCUUCAUUUCAGACCAAGAAGCCGAGAAGUUUCCCAGUUAGCAAACAAAGCCCAGGUCCUUAAAUUCUUCCCUCCGGCCAAAAGCCAAAACUUUAUCUGGGCAUCAGUUGUUUCAGAAGUUGGUUUUCACUGAUCCCUUCCCCCCAAAGUCACAGAUCGUAGUCACAGGACUCUGCAGGUUUUGUUAAGCCCUCAUCCUUAAAGGAACUCUCCCCUGAGACCAUAAGCCACUGGGUAUCACGCUGAUUGCCUGAAAUUCUGAUUUCAUUCCCCAGUGAGAUGUUUUCCCUGGAACCAGAAGUCAGGGUCUCUUUGGCCACAGAGACUCUCGGUCCUACAACAGAUUUCCAGAGCUGUGUGCUCCUGCCCCUCCUCAGCCAGCCCUCCUGGGCUGUUCAGCGCACAUGCCUGGUGGAAAGUGUAACCAGCCCAUGCCAGAAAAAAACCUAUGUUUAUAUUAGAAAGAGUCUCCUUUUUGUCUUUCUGGUUUGAUUUAUGGAUUUCUCUCUAUUACUUCAAAUCCUUUCUCACCCAGGACUCACAAGCCAUGUUCCCUCUCCUCCCAGACGUGAGCACUAAGAUCUACAUUAAUGGAGCCAGUCUGGGAGAAAGGGCUGUCAACUCCAGCAGGGUCUUCCCUGACUCACCUCACCUCACUCUG